UAUUGUAAAAAGAUAUAUGAUAACUGGGAGAUACUGGCGUUUCCACCCGCGGGAAGAAUCCAACCAUCCCGAAAUCGGUCCAUUUUUAGCGCUGGCCGAAUAUUUAAUUGCAUCGCUGGCGCGGGGGAUUUCUUCACCUCGUGGUUUUGCCGGGAUUACUCUGCGAAAAUCGGAGGAAAUUGUGACCUAGGUACUUCAUACCCCAAGAAGCACCAUAAUGUCAGACCCCACACAGGAAGAUCUGUCUGGCAGUGAAGGAGAUCAAAUGGGUAGCUCACCCCCAAGUAAUGAUGGAGGUCUCAACAGGCUUGUUGGACAGCAGUCUGGUUACAUACAGAAUUUACCAAAGCCAGUGAAAAGAAGGAUAAAGGCAUUAAAAAAUAUACAGGUUGAAUGCUGUAAAGUGGAGGGCUUGUUCUAUGAGCGAGUACAUGCUCUUGAGUGUGAAUUUGCUGAAAAGUUCAAGCCAUUAUUUGAAAAGCGUCGAAACAUUAUAAAUGGACAAGUUGAACCUACUGACGAGGAAUGUCAGUGGCAAAGUGAUGAAGAAGAUGACAACAAUGAAGACAAAGAGGAAAAAGGAGAGGAGGACGUGACACAACUGUCUGAUGAAGUGAAAGAAAAAGCUACAAUAGAUGACGAAGAGAAGCUUGAAACAUCAGAACUCACAGAUGAUGCUAAAGGCAUUCCAGAGUUUUGGUUGACAGCUAUGAAGAAUGUUGACAUGUUAGCAGACAUGAUCCAGGAACACGAUGAACCAAUUUUAAAGCAUCUUCUUGAUAUCAGAGUAAUCUUCACUGGGCCGGACAGUAAUGUGGACACAACACAGUACCCUCAACCUACCCCAAUGGGUUUUGUGCUGGAAUUCCAUUUUUCACCAAAUCCCUACUUUACAAACAGUGUUUUGACCAAGAGUUAUAAAAUGAAAUGUGAACCAGAUGAAGAUGAUCCAUUUUCAUUUGAGGGGCCAGAGAUAAUCAGCACCUCAGGUUGUCAUAUUGAAUGGAAGAAAGGGAAAAAUGUUACACAGAAAGUUGUAAAGAAAAAACAGAAGAAAAAGGGCUCUGGAGGCAGAGGGCAGACAAGAUUUGUCAGCAAGACCAUAAAAAAUGAUUCCUUCUUUAAUUUCUUUGCCCCUCCUGAAGUUCCUGAGGAUGAAGCUGACAUGGAUGAAGAGACGGAGGCUCUAUUAUCAGCCGACUUUGAAAUUGGUCAUUUCUUUAGGGAAAGGGUUAUUCCAAAGGCUGUUCUGUACUUCACUGGGGAAGCUCUUGAAGAUGAGGUUAGACAUUCUUUGUUGAAUUUCUUUUGUCCAGUUUCAAUCUUGUAUAAACAUAAUGGCAACCUCCUUAUCUUCCAUGUUUUUACGCAUUUUUAUUUUAUUUUCUUCUUCUUUUUCUUGAGUGUGUUAUCAACCAGUAAGUCGUCAUUUUUUUCUUUUCAGGAUGCGGAGGGUGAUGAAGAAGAAGAUGAUGACCCAGAUUAUCAGCCACCCCCGGAUGGUGACAAACCUCAGGAAUGCCAACAAAGUUGAGGUUUUCUUUUGGAGGAAAAAUUCGGAUGAACCAAUAGCAGACGAGUCUGGUGUUUUGAUUGACGUGUCCUUCGUGACCUGGCCUGGGAAGGAUUGUUAUUUAUUUAGACACACUCCUUUGCAUUAAUUAGUUACCAUAGCAACAGAUAGUUGUGGUUCUCACUGAAGUCAUGUUUACAAGUGUGCGUAGUUCUUCGCCGCAUACUUGAGGCUUUUAAAAAUUUGGCUUGUACAAGUUAAUUCAGAGCAAAAAAAGUCACAUGUUUAUGUGUUGGCUAAUUACUGCUGGAUAGUAGGAACCUUGCACUUUCUCGUUGCAUGAGGCUUUCAGAAAUGAUUUGCGAAGUCGUUUACGAAUAAAAACUGUUAAUUGCGAGCAGUUGCCCCUGCCCAUUCCGCUCUCAACGUCGUCGAGGAUGAAGCGAAAGUUAUAGAGAAAAUGACCGCACGUAAAUCAGAUUUUUAUAUCUCGCGUGCUUUUCUUUUCUCACCAGACGAUAAAAAAAAAAAAA
Molecule: messenger RNA, 2046 nt
Organism: Orbicella faveolata
Lineage: Eukaryota; Metazoa; Cnidaria; Anthozoa; Scleractinia; Merulinidae
Product: nucleosome assembly protein 1-like 4
Biological process (GO): nucleosome assembly
Cellular component (GO): nucleus
Source: RefSeq, a predicted model, not a curated record